CACGCUGCUGCUCCCGGGAUGCUGCUGGUCGGCUGCGCUCAGUGCUGACAGUCUGCUGCCGGGAGAGCUGGGAGGAGAGCCGCUCCUGCCAUCAGCAGCGCUACUGUCAGCCCAGCGCAGCAUCCUGCCCGUCUACACAGGGAGCACUGCCAUGGGGUAGGAAGCUUCCAUCCCGGGAGUGACGAGUGCACAGGGCAGCCCCAUCCCCGCCGAGCAGGCAUGGAGAGUGGGCUCUGAUCCCCCUCAGGAGAGACAAAGGACGCGGGGGGCAGAGCAGGAGCCACGGCGGAGGGCAGGAGACAUGAUCGCUGAGGUGCUGAGCGGCGCCCUGGGGCUCCUGCUUUAUCUCAACACCCUGGACGCUGAUUUCUGCUAUGAUGACAGCCGGGCUAUCAAGACAAAUCAGGAUCUCCUUCCAGAAACUCCAUGGAUCCAAAUAUUCUUCAAUGAUUUUUGGGGGACUUUACUCACUCACAGUGGCAGCCAUAAAUCUUACCGUCCGCUAUGCACACUUUCUUUUCGCCUUAACUACGUUUUUGGAGGUUUAGAACCCUGGGGCUAUCACCUUGUGAAUAUGCUCUUGCAUUCAGCCGUCACAGGCCUUUUCACUAACCUUUGUAAAACCCUCUUUGGCAGUGGAUGCUGGACACUCUUAGCUGGCCUUCUGUUUGCUUCUCAUCCGAUCCAUACGGAAGCUGUUGCUGGAGUAGUAGGACGAGCAGAUGUGGGAGCUGGACUCUUCUUUCUACUGUCAUUACUAUGCUACGUAAAGCAUUGUUCGACCAGGAGCUAUUCUGUUUGUAGCUGGUGCUGGAUCCUUUUUAGUGGAUUGUGUGCCGCCUGCAGCAUGCUAUGGAAAGAACAAGGGGUCACUGUUCUGGCAGUGUCUGCUGUUUAUGACGUUUUUGUGUUUCACAAAUUAAAAAUAAGUGAGAUCAUGUCUGCUGUCCUAAAGGGCAAGAAUUUGUCUCUCAUUGUUAGCAUUGGACUUUUGGUUACUUGGGGAGUGGUUUUGUUGGGUGCACGCUUCUAUUGGAUGGGAAAUACACCACCAAGUUUUUCUAACUCUGACAACCCGGCUGCGGACUGUGAAAUACUGCUCACACGUACUCUGACCUUCUUCUACUUGCCAACUAAGAACCUCUGGCUGCUUUUUUGCCCGGACACACUCAGCUUUGAUUGGUCGAUGGAUGCUGUGCCUCUGAUUAAAUCAGUCAUUGACUGGAGGAACCUACACACUGUGGCCUUUUACGUAUUGCUCUUCCUCCUUGUCUACACAAGUCUCAAGAGUUCUAGUACAAAAAGUGAAUGCAAUGGGAAAGUGUUCGUGAAUGGCAAGCAGAAUACUAAUGGCCAUAGCUGUCAAUCAGAUUUAGAAUACAAGAACUCUGAGCUGAGGACUGCCAUUGUCUCGAAACUUGAAAAUGGUGUAAAAAACCAUAUUAACCAUGGAUUGCAACUUCCUUCUACAGAAAACAUUGUUGUUUUAGCUUUAUCUCUCUUGAUAGUUCCCUUUGUGCCCGCAAGUAAUCUAUUUUUUUAUGUUGGCUUUGUUAUUGCAGAGCGUGUACUCUAUAUUCCCAGUAUGGGGUUCUGUUUACUAAUAACUGUAGGGGCCCGAGCACUUUAUAUUAAGGCCCAAAAGAACUUUUUGAAAACCCUAAUUUUUUAUGCUGCAGCUGCAUUAGUUCUUUUUUAUGGACUGAAAACUGUUGUAAGAAACGAGGAUUGGAAGAAUGAAGAGAUGCUCUAUAGAUCAGGAAUACAAGUCAAUCCCGCUAAAGCAUGGGGAAACCUUGGGAAUGUGUUGAAGAGCCAGGGCAAGAUUUCUGAAGCUGAAAAAGCUUAUAGCAAUGCCUUAUACUACCGAAGCAAUAUGGCUGAUAUGCUGUAUAACUUAGGCUUAUUGCUCCAGGAAAACAGCAAGUUUGCAGAGGCUCUUCACUACUACAAGUUAGCAAUUGGUAGCAGGCCUACACUGGCAUCGGCAUACUUGAAUACAGGUAUAAUUCUUAUGAAUCAGGGAAGAUCUGAGGAAGCCAGAAGGACUUUCUUGAAAUGCUCAGAAAUCCCAGAUGAAAAUUUGAAAGACCCGAAUGCUCAUAAGAGUUCAGUGACCAGUUGCCUUUAUAAUCUGGGGAAAUUGUAUCAUGAACAAGGACAAUACGAGGAUGCACUCUCUGUAUAUAAAGAAGCAAUACUGAAAAUGCCAAGGCAAUUUGCACCGCAAAGCUUAUAUAACAUGAUGGGAGAAGCCUACAUGAGGUUAAACAAGGUGUCUGAAGCUGAGCACUGGUACACAGAGUCUCUGAGAUCAAAGCCCGACCACAUCCCAGCGCAUCUUACUUAUGGCAAGCUCCUGACCCUUACGGGUCGCAAAAGUGAAGCCGAGCGUUACUUUUUGAAAGCAAUUCAGCUGGAUCCCACCAAAGGAAAUUGUUAUAUGCAUUAUGGCCAGUUUCUUCUUGAAGAAGGUCGUAUUGUAGAAGCAGCAAAAAUGGCUAAGAAAGCAGCAGAAUUAGACAGCUCUGAAUUUGAUGUUGUCUUUAAUGCAGCUCAUAUGCUCAGGCAAGCCAGUCUAAAUGAAGCAGCAGAAACAUACUACAAAAUGGCAGCCGGACUGCGACCGAAUUAUCCUGCUGCCUUGAUGAAUUUGGGUGCCAUUCUUCAUCUCAAUGGUAAAUUAGAAGAAGCAGAAGCCAACUACCUCCGAGCUCUUCAGUUCAAGCCGGAUGAUGGCAUUACUCAAUCUAACCUUCGCAAGUUGUGGAAUAUCAUGGAGAAGCAAGGUCUUAAGACAUCAAAAACGUGACAAAAGGAACCGGACACUUUUGACCAAAUGUUAGUUUCUAAUACUGGACGUGAAUGGAACAAAAGGGGCUAUGAGCUUUGCAUCCAGCAAGUGUCUGAGAAGCCUAGGUGAAGUUAGGAAAGUGUUUUUGCUUUUUGGCAAAGUAGUUGAUAAUGUAUAAAAAAAAUAAAAAAAAGGGAAAUGAUAAUCAGGAAAUAAAAUCUCCAAAAAGGGAAUAGGAUAUGCUUGCAUUAGCCCAGAUAACGAAAGGCACUUAAAGUGAGGUAUGUCUUCAUCACAAUGCAACCGGUUGCUUAUAAUUCUGGGGUAGGCUGAAUUGACAGUAGUCUAUUAAAAUGUAACGGAGUAUAACAAUAUAGGUAAUCUUAAAUACUAAAAUAAUUUACAUUAAUUCUAUUACAAAGCUAAUUCACUAAAAUCAUAAAAUAUUUUGUUCAUAUAUUUUCUGCCAAACGAAACUGUUGUAGGUGGGGUAGAUCAUGCUUGCCAGUUCUGUUCUGUUAGGUUAUUUUUUUUUCUACUUACGUGUGUGAUUGUGCUUGAACAGUGAUAAAUGACUUCUAACAAGAGCAAUGCAACACAAUCCAUUAUCAGUAUAUCUUAAUAUUCUUUCUCCAUCCUAGUUACAUUUAGUACUGGACGGUUUGUUUUUCUAAAGAAAAAUCAAAGUGUGACACAAACCAUGCCCUGCCUCUGCUGGAAGUUUAAUAUGUGGUAGUGAGUGAAGGUGAUGAAACACCUGAUUUUUUUUUUUUUUUACUUUUUGUGUGUUUUUUAACAUCCAUAAAUUUUUUUCUUUAUUUUGAGGCAAAUAAAAUAUUUAUUUUGUAAAAAUGAAAAGGAUUACCACAAUAUUGUCUUCUAUUGAUUUCUAUAUGACGUAAGAUUAAGAUCCAGUAAUUGGAACAUAAGAGUAGAAUAACAAGUGUGUUCAUAACGUCUUAAACUUACAAAAAUCUUUGGGUGAUAGACGUGAGACUGUUACCUACCGAAUAUAAGCACAGUCACAUAUCUACACUAACUCCAGUUCAGUCUUCAGUUUUUUGUGGUGCUUGCCUGUAAACCGGAGAAUUUGAGCAAGAAGUAUAAGGACAUCAGGCCUCAUUUAUCCAUCUAAGCUAGACUUGUUGACCAUAGCAACCAUUCUUUAUCUUCAGUUUUUUGCUCUAGAAUGAAAAGUUGGGUUGUGAUAGGUCUCUUUGUCAUACAGUCUUGUGUAUCGGAAGAUACAUAACCAUAUUCCAUCUAUCAUCAUAAUAAGGAUUGAAGAAUCUUCCCGUAAACAGUCCUGGGAGCACUGAUAAAAUUUGGUCUGACAGCACAGUCACCCCCAACACACACACAUACACUCACACUCUCCCCUCCUUAGAUAAUAAGUAGGAUAGAUAAUGUUAAUAGUUGCUUACGCUAUAGAGAGAGCAAUUUUACUUUUAAUCUUUUCCUAAAGACAUUUUAAGUUUUACAACAUAUGUUUUAUUUUCACAUACUAACCACCUUUUGAUUUUUGUCUUAAGGGGAAUCCUUGAUCAUUUUCAUACUACCUAUGCCACAAGUUAUUUAGGUCAACCCUUGUGGCUCCUGCUUGUCCCACCGACCUUGAUCGAUAGAUCUCUCUGAAUGACCAAACAAGAACAGAUCUAUUAAUCUAGGCUGGCGAGAAGCCACUGGGGACAGCCCAUGGUUUAGGUAGAAUGAAUGUGAUCACAGGUUCCUUUUAUAGGUGGAAUUUUUUUUUAUAGGUGGAAUUAUAGAUUAAGAAAUUAUGUCAAACGUCUGUAUUUCCAUACAGUAUAUUUCACAUUUACGCACCGUAUUGAGUACAUUGAAUACAUAUUUCUAUGUAACACAAAGAAAAGGCUCCUGCCAUGCACCUCUUUCUGUUCAGAUGUCCACUUCUCGAGAGCAUAGCUGAGUUUGCUGUGCUGCCAUAUGCUGUUGUUUCCUCCUUAGGUGUCUGGUUUUUUUUUUUUUGCUGCCUGCAGACAGUACAAUAAGCCGUUCCAAACAAGAUGAAGAAUGCCAGGCAACCUGCCAGCUGCAUCAUCGACCUUUUUAUUUACUGUUUGUUUAUGACCAGCUUCUUUCUCUACAGUGUCCUUACCUUAACUACUUCAUUUAAGAGAUAAAAUAUGUCAUACAGCUCUAUUAACGCCAACUGGAUUUCCAAUUAAAGUGUAUAAUGACUUCCCUGUGAUUCCUUCUUAUAAAUGUAUAUAGCACAUUAUGUUUAUCACUAUGUGAUAUUUAAAGCCAGUACUUUUUAGAGAUUUAUUUUUUUGGAACUUUAUGGGAAAAGUGAUAAAAUAUUUUCUUCUAGAUGUUAUUUCAGCUAGUGAGAAAUAUUACGACAGACUAAAGAUUUUUUUUUUAUACGUUUUUACCAUAAUGUUUUAUUUUUUCCUUUUUUUUUUUUUUCUUAUAAAUGUUUGCACUAAUGAGAACACGGUUUGUCUUUGCAACUGGUAUAAUUCCAGCACUACAGGUUAUGCAAAAUAGGUUUGCUACAAAAAAAAAUGAUCUUACUCAAGCCUAAUACCAGAGUUUUUGUGUGUUAACAGGGCUUGUAGCAUUUAUUAACAGGGUCUUCUUAAUAAUGCAACAUAAAAUGCAGUUUGGGCAUUUGUUUCAUAAAUUAAUCCUGUAGAAAAAAAAACUGCAAAAUGUUAUGUUUUGCCUAAGAAUGUGAAUCUAUUUACUGUUUAAACUGGAUGUAAAUUUUGAUGAAUUGUAACAACUAUUCACGUUUUAAGUUUUUUUUUUUUUUUCCUCCUAUAAAAAAUUUAUAUAAAAAACCACUGGUACCACCCAUUUUGGUUACUGACCAUUGUCGGUUGUGGACUACAAGAAUACCUGGCAUUGUUUUGUAUUGUUAUCGGUUCUGUCUAAGAUAUAGAGGAUUCCUAAAGAGGCCCUGACAUUUUUUUUGUCUUAUUUGUGCAUAUGAAUAUAUUUGCAAAUUAAAAUUUACAGAAUGUAAA
Messenger RNA from Hyla sarda, 5790 nucleotides. It is a transcript of the gene TMTC2, whose product is annotated as transmembrane O-mannosyltransferase targeting cadherins 2. Gene Ontology annotation, molecular function: protein binding; mannosyltransferase activity. NCBI's taxonomy places the organism in Eukaryota, Metazoa, Chordata, Amphibia, Anura, Hylidae. Gene Ontology annotation, cellular component: endoplasmic reticulum membrane. Gene Ontology annotation, biological process: protein O-linked glycosylation via mannose. The record is from RefSeq and is a predicted model, not a curated record. Bases 302 to 2812 code for a protein of 836 amino acids. The transcript has 12 exons.